CUCCUUCCAUCAUUCUUCCUUGCUUCAAAAACAGACCUCUCCUCUCUUCCGAAGGCUUCCACAACUCAGAAACCCUAUUUUUCGGAGUUUUACGUCUGAUUGUAUUUCUCCAGCAGGGCACUGUAGCACCAAAUUUCCUUCUAGAUUUGUUGUGGUGGUUAGAUUUCAAGAUGGUGUCCGACGCAAGCAAGAAGAAGGCUGCUCAGAAGAAGGCUGCUGCGGCUGCAAAGAGAGGAGGGAAGGCCGCUGCAUCUUCCAAGGCGGCAGCUGCAGCGACCGCGGAGAACGGCGUUGAUAAUGCUUCUGAUAAAGUUAGCAUGCUCCAGAUAUCCGAUCGGACCUGUACUGGUGUUCUCUGCUCGCAUCCUCUUUCCAGAGAUAUUCGUAUAGAGUCCUUAUCAGUUACUUUCCACGGACAUGAUCUUAUUGUUGAUUCAACAUUGGAGCUUAAUUAUGGCAGACGCUAUGGUUUGCUAGGAUUAAAUGGUUGUGGGAAAUCCACGCUGCUUACUGCAAUAGGGUUGCGUGAACUUCCAAUUCCGGAGCACAUGGAUAUCUAUCACCUGACGAGGGAGAUUGAAGCUUCAGAUAUGUCUGCAUUGCAGGCUGUCAUAAGUUGUGAUGAAGAGAGGUUGAAGUUGGAGAAAGAAGCAGAAAUCUUGGCAGCACAGGAUGAUGGUGGUGGAGAGACACUUGAACGUAUCUAUGAGCGAUUGGAUGCCUUGGAUGCAUCAACUGCUGAGAAACGUGCUGCUGAAAUUUUAUUUGGCCUCGGUUUCAACAAGAUGAUGCAGGCAAAGAAAACCCGAGAUUUCUCUGGUGGUUGGAGAAUGAGGAUUGCAUUGGCACGGGCUCUAUUCAUGAAUCCCACCAUUCUUUUGCUUGAUGAGCCAACCAAUCAUUUAGAUUUAGAAGCUUGUGUCUGGUUGGAAGAAAAUUUGAAGAGAUUUGAUCGUAUCCUUGUUGUGGUAUCACAUUCCCAGGAUUUCCUGAACGGAGUUUGUACGAACAUUAUCCAUAUGCAAAACAAAAAACUUAAGUUGUACACUGGCAAUUACGAUCAGUACGUUCAAACUCGUUCUGAAUUGGAAGAGAACCAGAUGAAACAAUACAAGUGGGAGCAGGAACAGAUUGCUUCAAUGAAGGAGUACAUUGCUCGCUUCGGUCACGGGUCAGCCAAACUAGCCCGGCAGGCACAGAGUAAGGAGAAGACAUUGGCAAAGAUGGAGCGAGGUGGACUCACGGAGAAGGUAGUCAGGGACAAGGUUCUGGUGUUUCGAUUUGUUGAUGUCGGAAAACUUCCUCCACCGGUACUGCAGUUUGUGGAAGUUACUUUCGGAUACACGCCUGAGAAUCUGAUCUACAAGAACUUGGACUUUGGGGUAGACUUGGACUCAAGGAUAGCAUUAGUAGGACCUAAUGGUGCAGGGAAGAGUACACUGCUGAAACUGAUGACAGGUGAAUUGACUCCUAUUGAUGGAAUGGUCCGACGGCAUAACCAUCUGCGAAUUGCGCAAUUCCAUCAGCACUUGGCAGAGAAACUGGAUAUGGAAAUGUCAGCUCUCCAGUACAUGAUAAGAGAAUACCCUGGAAAUGAGGAAGAGAAGAUGAGAGGUGCAAUCGGGAAGUUUGGAUUGUCAGGGAAAGCGCAAGUGAUGCCAAUGAAGAACCUAUCCGAUGGACAGAGGAGUCGAGUCAUCUUCGCGUGGUUAGCAUUUCGACAACCCCACUUGCUGCUGCUAGAUGAGCCCACUAACCAUUUGGAUAUCGAGACGAUCGAUUCACUGGCGGAAGCAUUGAACGAGUGGGACGGUGGGUUGGUACUGGUGAGUCACGAUUUCCGGCUGAUAAACCAGGUAGCCGAGGAGAUAUGGGUGUGUGAAAAUCAAGCUGCAACACGAUGGGAAGGGGACAUCAUGGACUUCAAGCAGCAUCUCAAGAGUAAAGCUGGUUUAUCUGAUUGAAACAAAGUAGUAAUUAGCAUAUAACUUUAAAGCAGAUGGUGUCCACCACCCCAGAUGAGUUAUUCUCGCGUGGUGGAUUAAGCUAGUAGCCGCUAUUUAGUAUUUUUAUAGAGCAGAGGUAACGAGGAAAGGCUUUGUUAUUGUUUGAAGCCAUCGAGUUUUCGUGACCUCUGUUUGGUGGGUUUAGCAAAGCAGGAUUUGUUGCCAUUUGGUUUUUUAAACCUGGGUUUGCUUUCUCCGAGGGGUUGGUUGUUCGGUGAUACCUGUUCUAGGUUUAAAGCUCUUUAGGCAUUGUGCUGCCGAGGAUUUGGCAUCAUAUAAUCAUUCCUAUGCUGUAUUUUGUGUUUCCCAUCUUUUUUGUUUUUUCUUGCAUUAACUUGGAUUUUCAGGUUGAACAGUGUUAUGCGUGUAAUAUUUUCUGUUCUCUAUUUUAAGAAAGAGGGUUAUGAAUAA
Gossypium raimondii (Peruvian cotton) is the source of this 2417-nucleotide messenger RNA. RefSeq names its product ABC transporter F family member 1. Gene Ontology annotation, molecular function: ATP binding; ATP hydrolysis activity. The record is from RefSeq and is a predicted model, not a curated record. NCBI's taxonomy places the organism in Eukaryota, Viridiplantae, Streptophyta, Magnoliopsida, Malvales, Malvaceae. The transcript is spliced from 6 exons. The coding region runs from base 171 to 1964 and encodes 597 amino acids.